Messenger RNA from Lampris incognitus (smalleye Pacific opah), 452 nucleotides. Its product is annotated as golgin subfamily A member 7B-like. The record is from RefSeq and is a predicted model, not a curated record. Gene Ontology annotation, cellular component: palmitoyltransferase complex. Gene Ontology annotation, biological process: peptidyl-L-cysteine S-palmitoylation; protein targeting to membrane. Lineage: Eukaryota; Metazoa; Chordata; Actinopteri; Lampriformes; Lampridae. The transcript is spliced from 4 exons. The coding region runs from base 1 to 402 and encodes 133 amino acids.
AUGCGCAUGUGCUCUGAAACAAAAAUGGACGCCGACUUUGAGGAGAGGCUGCGUGACGAGAUAGAGCGGACCCUGUUUGAGGAGACGGUGAAGACCCUGAACUCUUAUUAUGCCGAGGCCGAGAAGAUCGGGGGUCAGUCGUACCUGGAGGGCUGUUUGGCUUGUGCCACAGCUUACAUCGUCUUCCUCUGCAUAGAGACGCGUUAUGAGAAGGCGCUGAAAAAGAUCACGGGAUACAUCCAGGAGCAGAAUGAAAAGAUCUACGCUCCGAGAGGCCUUCUCAUCACCGACCCCAUGGAGAGAGGGAUGAGAGUUAUAGAGAUCAGCGUGUUCGAGGACCGGGGCUCGGGCAGCUCCAGCCCGAGCAGCAGUGUGUCGUCGGCGGGCAGCAGUGCUCGGUGACUGGAGGGGCAGCACCAGGGCUACGGGUACCACCACAGGGGCAGCGGGGG